Messenger RNA from Symbiodinium necroappetens, 751 nucleotides. NCBI's taxonomy places the organism in Eukaryota, Dinophyceae, Suessiales, Symbiodiniaceae. The record is from the annotation of a GenBank genome assembly.
AUGUCGCUCCUACUCCGCCUGGCUGCGCUGACUGCAUUUCGACUUCCUCAAGCGGCUGCCGAGCUAUGCGGAAACAGCGACUUUGACUUGGACGAGCCAUGUGGGCAAUUGCCGGCAAACACGGACCACCUGACUCUCAUUGGUUACAACACGGAGCUCGAGUGCGUCGUUGCAGACCUUGACUCUGCGACCUGGGGAAUUUGCAAAUCCGGGAAUUUGACGCAAAGCCACGGUUGCACCCCUUCCAACGAAACGAGGAGGCCAACCGAGUUCUACAUCGUGCUGGGCUGUGCUUUGGUGGUCCAUGUCGUCUUGUUGGGACUGGUGAUGGCCAGCAGCAGUGACAGUGGAAAGUCACAGAAGCUUCAGUCUGGUGUAUUCUGGUGGUGCCACUUCUGGGCGAGCCUCCUGGGAAAUGUGUUUGUAACCUCCACAAGUAUCGCUUGGGGUCAGUUUCAAGGGCCAAUGAUCGUUGUGCCGCAGCUACUUGGGUUUCUGUUCGCGACCGUUGCCGUGGGAAUGGUCUACCGGGUCCCGCUUUCCCUGGUGAAGAAACAUCGCCCGGAGUGGUGGUUCACUGCUCUUUGGCUGGCCGGCAUUGCGUGCAUAUCUUACGGACUGGUCCUGUCCUACAGCGCCGUGGUCGUUGCCUUGGUCAUCCUUGGUCAUUGGUUCGUCAACGGCCUCAUCCAACUCUCCCUGGACACGUUGAUCCACAUCUUGGAAACAGCAUGGAAGACUUGGCGCGCAG